Molecule: messenger RNA, 1890 nt
Organism: Sugiyamaella lignohabitans
Lineage: Eukaryota; Fungi; Ascomycota; Dipodascomycetes; Dipodascales; Trichomonascaceae
Exons: 1
Coding region: 1-1890 (629 amino acids)
Source: RefSeq, a predicted model, not a curated record
AUGUCCAUAUCAAGAGUUGUGUCAUGUAUCAUAACCGUGAUACUACUAUUAGUAGCAGGAGUAGCUGGAGAUGAUCCACAAGCGACUUCUGAACCAGCUCCUGCUCUUGCAAGUGCUACUGCUGCUACUAGUAGUGAAACAGGUGACCCUCAGCCAGUUGGCGAUGUCAAUGCCACCGGGUUGGUAGUUCCGACAAAUCAAACUUCUAAUCUACUUCCUAAUUUUGUAUUGGAGGUGAAAACCGCCAAUUCAGGAUUGGUAUUAUCUACUGAGUUGUCAGCAAUGACUCCCCUCAACGGAACUGUAUCAUCGACUAAUGGACUAUCUGACCUAUGUUCAGGUGAAUUAACACUAAUGAAUUCAACCACUAACUUGAACUAUAAUAUGAUCCCAUUACUUUCAUGCGAUGAUGCUGAUUUGGUUGCUGGAUACCUGGUUAAUGUCGAGGGCUCGAAUUCUCCAUGUGCAGUUCUUUACUCUCUUCAUAGUCAAGGAUGUGAAUUUGACUCGACAAGCACUUUCGAGACUCAACUCGGAACUGUGUUCAGCAUUACAUCGGCUCAAUACUCAGCAUCUAUAAUAUCUCAAAUCAAUAGGACCAUGGGUCCUAUAACUGCCAGCAUCUCGUCAAAAGCUAGUGAAAACAAUCCUGGUAAUGGAUCUCCGUUAACAUCGAAAAGUACUGGCUCAACUGUCGCAAUGGCCGUACUGUAUAGUAUCACUGGCGUAGUUGCUGCUACAUUUUUAUUUAUUAUUGUUUCAGGCGCAAUUCGUGUUCAUAAACACCCUGAGCGUUAUGGACUAGUCUCCAACACCACUUCCUACGAUUCUAAUCAUGGACCAGGGGGCGAAGGAUUCGGCUCGAUGCAGUACUCUAGACGUGCUAAAGGACUGGCUAGAGCUGUAUUGGAUUCAAUUCCAAUUGUUCAGUUUAAAGUAGGUAACGAUGCAUCCGGUCGGACCACCGCAUCUCCUAAGGAGGAGAGUAUUGGGAUUGAUGAUAACAUUGGUCGUCAAUAUGCGGUGGAUGGUGAAAAGCAAGGGCGAGAUAGUUACUCGCUUGACAAUCUUAAAGCUGGUAAUGAGAGUAUGGUGGAAACAACGAAUGAAAGCAUCGACGAAUUAUAUACGCCUGGCAAGAAUGUCGUCGAACCCCCGACCCAAACUGAAAGUUUGCCAACAGGUCCAGAAGGUGCUGUUGGCACCUCUGCUGUUGCUGAUGUGUCUAGAGAACCAGUAGCUGCGAAGGCUGUUCCUCCAGUUUCUCAAAGUGUUUCAGAGGUAGGUACAGAAACACCUGCCGCCUCGCAUGUCAAUGGCACCCAACCUAUGGAAACCCUUGUUGGUGGACUCAAUAGCGAUGAGCCAGAUUGUCCCAUCUGUUUUGAGAGUUUUAAAGACGGUGACAUCUUACGAAUCUUACCGUGUAAGCACAGGUUCCAUGCCCUUUGUGUGGAUCCUUGGUUGCUGAAUUCUUCUGCUCUGUGCCCUCUUUGCAGAGUUGACCUCUCGCUCGAAGAGAACGAACAAGUUUCAAACGACCCGCCUAAUGGUCUUAAUGCUUCAUCUCAUCACGAAGUUGAGAUUUCUCUCUUUAAUCGGCUGUUGGAUAUUUGGAACGCUCAACUGCUUCCUCGUGAGGCAAGACGAGUGGCCCUUGCUCGAUUCCAUGAGGAAGCCGAGCUACGAAGACAGCUCCGUAGCAGACAGGGAAAUAAUUUCGAGGAACAGAACAGUCGUAGAUGGACUAAUUUUGUUAACUCUCGACGAAGACUUUUCCAACUGCGCCGUAAUCGCCGUGGAGCCUCUGACCAUGAAGAACCUGCACAUGACAAUGACAAUAAUCCCACCUCAGACCCCAGUGCACCUCCCCCAUCUUCUCAAACAUAA